AUGCGUCUUCUCGUUUUUGUGACUUUAUUUGGAGUCCUUCUCGACGCAGGAGAUGCCCUUCAGAUCCAGUGCUACCAGUGUGAGGAGAUGAAGCAAAAUGACUGCUCCACGCCAGACUACAUCGUCAACUGCACCGUCAAUGUACAGGACAUGUGCCAGAAGGAGGUUCUGGUCAAACCUGAUGGAAUACAUUAUCGGAAGUCCUGUGCCUCCUCUGGAGCUUGCCUCAUCGCCUCCUCCGGCUACCAGCAGUUCUGCACCGGCAGGCUGAACUCAGUCUGCAUCUCCUGCUGCAACACCCCGCUCUGCAACGGGCCCAGGAGGAAACGCCCAGUCCUGUCGGCGGCCACGUCCAACCAGCCCCUUCACCUCUUCAUGACCUUCUUCCUGCCGCUGCUGAUGCUCCUGUCUGUGACGUAG
Messenger RNA from Anoplopoma fimbria (sablefish), 420 nucleotides. RefSeq names its product ly6/PLAUR domain-containing protein 1-like. Bases 1 to 420 code for a protein of 139 amino acids. The record is from RefSeq and is a predicted model, not a curated record. Lineage: Eukaryota; Metazoa; Chordata; Actinopteri; Perciformes; Anoplopomatidae. Gene Ontology annotation, biological process: acetylcholine receptor signaling pathway. The transcript has 3 exons. Gene Ontology annotation, molecular function: acetylcholine receptor inhibitor activity.